This is a messenger RNA of Vicia villosa (hairy vetch), 630 nucleotides long. RefSeq lists its product as uncharacterized. Gene Ontology annotation, molecular function: DNA-(apurinic or apyrimidinic site) endonuclease activity; double-stranded DNA 3'-5' DNA exonuclease activity; phosphoric diester hydrolase activity. The transcript has a single exon. The coding region runs from base 1 to 630 and encodes 209 amino acids. Lineage: Eukaryota; Viridiplantae; Streptophyta; Magnoliopsida; Fabales; Fabaceae. Gene Ontology annotation, cellular component: nucleus. The record is from RefSeq and is a predicted model, not a curated record. Gene Ontology annotation, biological process: base-excision repair.
AUGAUCAUUUUAUCUCUAAACAUUAGAGGAGGAGGUAAGAGGGUGAAGAGGAAGAGAAUUGGUUUUAAUAUUCAGAGAGGUAGGGUGGAUGUAGCUUUUAUUCAAGAAACCAAGUUGAGGAAUGUCCAUCAUCAAUAUGUUAAGGAGUUGUGGGGUGAUGAGUGGGUGGAGUGGUCUCACUUAGAGGCCGAAGGGUCGGCGGGAGGUAUUCUUAUUAUGUGGAAGAAAGAUUUGUUCAAUCUCAUUUACAGUUUUCGUGGAGAUGGUUAUUUAGGUGUGUGUGUGGAAAAGGAUAACAAAAGAAUAUAUUUCAUCAACAUCUAUGCUUCUUGUGAUCAUAAGGUCAGAAUGAACUCAUGGAGGAAGCUUGUGGAUUUGAAGAGGAGGAGUGUUGUUGGCUCAUGGUGUUUAGGAGGGGACUUCAAUAUGGUUACAUCUCCGGAGGAGAGAAUAGGCAUUUCGAAGAAGAAUUAUAAAAGGGAGAUGGACGACUUUAAAGAUUUCAUUAAAGAGAUGGAGUUGGUGGAUCCACCCACGAUUGGAGGGAAGUUUACUUGGUCUAAUAAGUAUGGUUGCGCGAUGAGUAGAUUGGAUAGAUUCUUGUUGACCCCUUCCUUCAUUGAUGAUUAG